GCACAAGUUCACUCGUGUAAAUGAAAUAAUCCACAAGCUGUAGGAAGUUUUAACCUUCUUAUAUAUUCUUCAGUCUCUCUAGCAAUUAGAGAUUAUGACAUGUCACGACUGACUCAACCCUUACACUGUCGACAUACCGAAGUGAGGUUAUCAUUCCAUAUCAGUCCUUCUUCGACUUCUUCAACUUUGCAAAGACAUCACCCAGAUUCUGAUCUACAUUCGCAAACCACAAAAUGGCAUCACAAGAGACAUCUGAAAUGAUCGCAGAUAUUGGAACACUCACCCUGGACGAUCUUCGCCAGUUCCUACCAGUAGCAAAAGAAAAGAUUCAAGUAUACAUCGAUACACUCUUAGAAUCUACAGCAUAUGGUCGCCGAUCAGAAGAAGAAGCUCGCUCCACAAUUGCAUUGUAUGAGCGCUUCCCUGUAGAACAACAAGAAAAACAUAAGCAGCUUUUAGACUCCUUGGUGGAAAUGCUCAAUAGAUUGGUUGUUUGUCGUGCGGAUGGUGAAAAGCAAUUGCAUGAGUUUAUUGCAGAGUCUAUUAGCAUAGAGAGGGCAUGCAUCAAGCGAAUUGAGGAGUUGAUGGCGAAUGAUGAGACUGGAAGAUAUAUUUGAAAAUACCUCUCUGGCAAGAUGAAAUAAAUUUCUAUGUCUUCUGGAUGUCA
Molecule: messenger RNA, 667 nt
Organism: Botrytis cinerea B05.10
Lineage: Eukaryota; Fungi; Ascomycota; Leotiomycetes; Helotiales; Sclerotiniaceae
Exons: 2
Coding region: 234-617 (127 amino acids)
Source: RefSeq, a predicted model, not a curated record